This is a messenger RNA of Zingiber officinale, 1535 nucleotides long. RefSeq names its product transcription repressor OFP13-like. The coding region runs from base 49 to 591 and encodes 180 amino acids. Gene Ontology annotation, biological process: negative regulation of DNA-templated transcription. The transcript has a single exon. Lineage: Eukaryota; Viridiplantae; Streptophyta; Magnoliopsida; Zingiberales; Zingiberaceae. The record is from RefSeq and is a predicted model, not a curated record.
CCCACCUGCCUGUGCCCUCCUCUGUGCAUCCUGGGGUGACUCCAGCUCAUGGAAAGGUUGAAGUCUUCGCUCAAGUCCCUCCAUGGAGCCAUCACCGACGUUAAGCCCACAGCUCCUACCUUCUUCCACCUCCACGGCAACGACUCUCCCACCACCUCAUCCAACCCUUCCCUCGUCGACCAAAGUUAUCUGACCAUGCCCUCUUCCUACUCCUCCUCUUCUUCCUCCUCCUCGAGGACCAUCAGAGCCGUCGACGACAUCGAAAGCUUCUCUCUAGGAAAGGUAAGUUCCAAACGCUUCUUCUUCUCCCCGCUCACCACGAACUCCAUAAUGGAGGAGGCCAAGCUGAAAGCUGCCAACGGCGACUACUCGCGGGGCUGCUCCUUUUGCAACGGCUGCACGACCAUCGCCAUCGCCUCGCGGGACCCCUAUCGUGACUUCCGCACGUCGAUGGAGGAGAUGGUGGCGGCGCACGGACUCCGCGAUUGGCCUCGCCUCGAGGAACUGUUGCAUUGCUACCUGCGGCUGAACGAGGAGAAACACCACAGGGUCAUCGUCCUCGCGUUUGCCUAUCUGUUAUUGCAGUUCUAGCUGAUCUUGUAAUACUCCUUUAAUUUUGUGGGAGGAUGGUGCUAGCGCUCUUCUCUCUGCUCUGCUUAGUGGUUUUCUAUUCCUAUAGAGGAUGCUUUCUCCCAACUACUCCAUGAUUCGCCUGCUUCCAGUUAUAUUAUUGAACACUUGCUGAUGUGCGCUGCAGUGUACUUCACCACUGAUCCCUGUUCACGCUUGUUGGGUGGGAUUCCGCAUUCUCCCAAAACGCCACAUGGUGCUCUUACUCUGUGAGGAAGAAAGGCUAGAUAUGGGCCAACAAAAUGUCUCUGCAUCAUCCUUGCCCAUGGCUCGACAUGGCAUUUCUUGCAUCGGCUAGCACUGCCCUCUACCACAAAUCUGGGGCUCAUUAACUGCCGCACAAGAGAGUACAGGUUGAGAGUUGAUUCCUAUUCCUAUUCCUAUUCCUAUUCCUAUUCCCAUGCUUAUAAACGUACAGAUCAGGGCAUUCUUUGAUUAAAUUAUAAUAGACAGAUGCUAUCUCCAUCCGCUUUUGCUUAAUCCUCUUCCACCCUGGCUGAGGUGCAUGUAUCUUUAGUUUUCUUCUCUCCUUCGUGCUUGCUCUGUCUUCUUUGUGUCUUACAGUGCGCCACUGAAAAUCUAGUCAAUUACGGGGUCUGCAGGUCCGUCCUCCUUUCAAGGAGAAGGCUGUGAGAUACGAGAGGGGAGUGCAGGUUUGAAUGUUGGUUGGUGAUCAGUAUUUUCCGAAAUCCCACCUUUUGGGAAUGAAUAUUCAUUGAGCUUGGACGUCCAUGGCUUUGGGGGAAACUCUAAAGUUCGUACUGUUCUCCUGUUUUAGUUUAGUUAUCGUGGAGUCUUGCUAUGAUUUCACUGUCCAAAGGUUUUGGAUUUUUAUGAUGAUUUUGUGGUGAUUGUGUGGCUAUGAUGUGUAUGCUUUGUGUUGAUUGGGUUGAUAUAUCUUCGUU